Racocetra persica is the source of this 275-nucleotide messenger RNA. Lineage: Eukaryota; Fungi; Glomeromycota; Glomeromycetes; Diversisporales; Gigasporaceae. The record is from the annotation of a GenBank genome assembly.
AAGAUAAUUUUUUUAAUAUUUAUGAGAAAGAAAUGAUAGAAAAAGUAGAAAUUUAUUCUACCAAUAGAUCUAAUGAUGAUGAGGAACUAUACAUUAAUCUUUGGAAGGAUAAGUAUAGUCUGGCUAUAUAUUUAACAUCAAUUGAAGAAAUAUUCACCACUAGAAAAGAGGAGAACUCUGAUACAAUCUCUAAAAAUGAUAUUAAGGAAUUAGUACAAGUUGAAACUUUAAAUGAAGAACAAAAAAAAAGCUACUUAUCUUCUAAGGCAGUUUAG